CCUGAGUUUAAGUGUAGUAAAAAUUGUAGACUUGUACACUGGAAAUAAAUAUAUAAAAUGACAAUAUCAAAAGAAUACAGAAUUUGUAUGCCAUUAACAGUGGAUGAGUAUCGCAUUGGUCAAUUGUACAUGAUAAAUAAACACAGUCAUGAGCAGAGUGAGAAGGGUGAAGGUGUAGAAGUUGUACGCAAUGAGCCAUGUCAUGAUCCAGUUCAUGGUGAUGGAAGGUAUACAGAGAAAAGAGUGUACUUAAAUAGCAAACUUCCAACGUGGAUACAAGGUUAUAUACCAAAAAUAUUUUAUGUCACAGAAAAAGCAUCCAACUACUAUCCUUACACUAUCACAGAAUACGAGUGUUCAUUCCUACCAAGAUUUUCUAUACUUGUCAAAACGUGUUACAAAAAUGACAACGGCUGCACACAAAAUGCUUUAGGACUAACUGACGAGGAAUUAUCAAGUAGAGAAAUUCUUUCCAUGGAUAUAGCAUACGAUGAAUUAGCAGAAAAAUAUUACAAGAAGGAAGAGGACUGUAGGUAUUUCAAAUCUGAAAAAACAGAUCGUGGUCCUCUGCAAGAAGGCUGGCGGAUGAGCACCCAGCCGAUCAUGUGUUCGUAUAAACUGGUUAAAAUUGAAUUUAAUGUUUGGGGACUAGCAUAUAGAGUAGAAAGUUACGUACAUUCGGCGGUUAAGGAUAUAUUACUAGCUGGACACAGACAAGCAUUUGCGUGGAUCGAUCAGUGGUAUGAUAUGACGUUGGACGAUGUUCGAAAUUACGAGAAAGAUAUUCAAGAAAAAACUAAUGAAAAAGUGUUAGGUGUAAUUGAAAGUAAAAGCUGAAAGGUAUCAAUGGAGGAGAUCUGUUCACGUUGAGUGUCAUGCACGAUCAACCAAGCUAUAGUGUACAACUGCAUAUAACAACAUAACGAAUUAAUAGAUACGCUAAAACAAUCUCAGGAGGAGAGUGUAAAUACGAAGCGGUAUGUGAGUUGUAUUCGCCUAGUUAAUAAUCAUACUAAAAACUGUUUUGAUAAUUCUAUUGGUUUAUAAUUUAGAAUAUAUUUUAAUUUUAUUUUUUGCACUAUUAUAUUUAAACAUGUUGAAAAUAUUCGCAUAAAAUUUUGAAGUUUUAACUGAUAAUAAUCUUUGACUACCCGUUCACAAUGUUAGUAUUGUGUAUAAGUAGAACAAAAGGGAGAAAGGUCUAGUCAUAACAACGCAACCCCAAAAGUGACUUGUUUAUAAAAUAUCGUCCUUGGUCAAAUACUCAUCAAAUAUUUCAAAAAACAUUUAAAGUGAGUCUAUUGAAUUCUCUUUUUUUGACCGAAUUGUGAAACAAAUAGUGAAAGCAAACUGAAAUUCUUUAUAGAAAACUUUUUAGUUGAUAAAACAUGACCAGGUUGUGUUCACUGCGGAUAGCGUUCGUAUCUCAGGAUUUUUUGAACGGUAAUUAAAGUAUUUUUUGGUGAAGUUUAUAAAAUUUUAGGAUAACAUUUUGUGCCAUAUAUUAUAACAUAAACAUGUUUUAUAAGCACUAUUUAUCUGCGAUUGCAAAUAGAAAUAUUAUUUUCACGUA
Hydractinia symbiolongicarpus is the source of this 1573-nucleotide messenger RNA. Its product is annotated as cytoplasmic phosphatidylinositol transfer protein 1-like. Lineage: Eukaryota; Metazoa; Cnidaria; Hydrozoa; Anthoathecata; Hydractiniidae. Bases 58 to 837 code for a protein of 259 amino acids. The record is from RefSeq and is a predicted model, not a curated record. Gene Ontology annotation, cellular component: cytoplasm. Gene Ontology annotation, biological process: phospholipid transport. The transcript is spliced from 10 exons. Gene Ontology annotation, molecular function: phosphatidylinositol binding; phosphatidylinositol transfer activity.